AUGUUCUCUGCAUUCAAGACCCUGACCGGGCAAACUGUGACAAUCGAGUUGAAAAAUGACUUGGCUAUCCAGGGUACGCUGAAGAGUGUGGAUCAGUUCUUGAACUUCAAAUUGGAUGACAUCAAGGUGCUCGAUGAAGCUCGCUACCCACACAUGAUGGCUGUCAAGUCAACCUUUAUCCGUGGUUCCGUGGUCCGUUGCGUCCAUAUUCCUGCCGCUGCGGUUGAUACCCAACUCCUUGAAGACGCAACACGUCGAGAAGCUGAAUCGCAAGCGAAGCGCUAA
This is a messenger RNA of Malassezia pachydermatis, 285 nucleotides long. Its product is annotated as u6 snrna-associated sm-like protein lsm2. Bases 1 to 285 code for a protein of 94 amino acids. The transcript has 3 exons. Lineage: Eukaryota; Fungi; Basidiomycota; Malasseziomycetes; Malasseziales; Malasseziaceae. Gene Ontology annotation, biological process: mRNA splicing, via spliceosome. The record is from RefSeq and is a predicted model, not a curated record. Gene Ontology annotation, molecular function: RNA binding. Gene Ontology annotation, cellular component: precatalytic spliceosome; U6 snRNP; Lsm1-7-Pat1 complex.